Phasianus colchicus (ring-necked pheasant) is the source of this 764-nucleotide messenger RNA. RefSeq names its product LSM1 homolog, mRNA degradation associated (gene LSM1). The record is from RefSeq and is a predicted model, not a curated record. Lineage: Eukaryota; Metazoa; Chordata; Aves; Galliformes; Phasianidae. Gene Ontology annotation, biological process: deadenylation-dependent decapping of nuclear-transcribed mRNA. Gene Ontology annotation, cellular component: Lsm1-7-Pat1 complex; P-body. Gene Ontology annotation, molecular function: mRNA binding.
AAAGGGGCAGAGCGCUUUUCAGCACCGCCUUUAUCCGCCCGGUGCGGGGCGGUUCCGGGGCGGUUCCGCGGUGCGCGGCGGCGCUUCCGCCACCAUGAACUACAUGCCGGGUACGGCCAGCCUCAUCCAGGACAUCGACAAGAAACACCUGGUCCUGCUGCGGGACGGUCGGACGCUGAUCGGAUUCCUACGCAGCAUCGAUCAGUUCGCAAAUCUGGUGCUGCAUCAAACCGUGGAGCGCAUUCACGUGGGCAAGAAGUAUGGAGACAUCCCCCGAGGGAUCUUUGUUGUGAGAGGAGAGAACGUGGUGCUGCUGGGGGAGAUCGACCUGGAAAAAGAGAGCGACACGCUGCUGCAGCAGGUAUCCAUCGAGGAGAUCCUGGAGGAGCAGCGAGUGGAGCUGCAGGCCAAGCAGGAAUCAGAGAAGCUGAAGGUGCAGGCGCUGAAGGAACGUGGCCUGGUGGUACCCAGGGCUGACACGUUGGAUGAGUACUGAUGGGAUGGGAAUGCUGCCCACGGAACUCAGCACUGUGCUGCGUGGUGCAGGCAGUGAAAUCGUGGUUUCUGUUCCUCCUUGAGGAAAAGGAGGAGAGAUGACAUCGGGGUGCCCUCGGAGGUAACCGGACGCUCCGGGGAUCGUGGCAGUUUCUGUUCAGAGAUGAACACCUCUGUUCUUUUUGGUUUGUGUCUUCUGGCUCCUCGCGUGGAGCUGAAUGAGAGCUUCCCUUCACCUGUAAAUAAAUCCCUGAUCUCAGCAGCAACAG